AUGCGAGGCAGCGCUCUGCUAUUCGGCGCUGUGCUGCUGCCACUGGUUGCAUCGGCACCAGCGCAACUACCGAUAGGAUCCUUGGUUGAUUACGCUGCCGACUCUUUGUCGCAUCUAGGGUCACAAGGCGAUGUUCGCACCAACACAAUCUGGUCAUUCAUCGACUGCGGUACUGAGAAAGAUGCCGUCGAGCUAGAAUCACUGGCUGUGUCGCCUGAUCCGCCACAGGCUGGCAAGAACCUGACUGUCACAGCGACAGGCACGGUCAAGACUAUGAUCGAUGAGGGAGCCUAUGCAGACGUGCUCGUCAAGCUCGGCUACAUCAAGCUGCUCACAAAGCGAUUCGAUGUCUGUGAAGAACUCGAUAAAGCCAACGCAACGCUACAGUGCCCAGUAGAAGAGGGCAGAUAUACCAUCGUGCAGACUGUCGAGCUUCCCAGGGAGAUCCCCAAGGCCAAAUUCAUCGUGCAGGUUCGUGCGUUCACGCAAGAUGAUGCCCCGAUGGCAUGCGCAGACAUCAUGAUCGACUUCUUGCGAUCCUAG
This is a messenger RNA of Mixia osmundae IAM 14324, 543 nucleotides long. RefSeq lists its product as uncharacterized. Lineage: Eukaryota; Fungi; Basidiomycota; Mixiomycetes; Mixiales; Mixiaceae. The transcript has 4 exons. The coding region runs from base 1 to 543 and encodes 180 amino acids. The record is from RefSeq and is a predicted model, not a curated record. Gene Ontology annotation, molecular function: sterol binding. Gene Ontology annotation, biological process: intracellular sterol transport.